Metarhizium album ARSEF 1941 is the source of this 1005-nucleotide messenger RNA. RefSeq lists its product as uncharacterized. The record is from RefSeq and is a predicted model, not a curated record. The coding region runs from base 1 to 1005 and encodes 334 amino acids. The transcript has a single exon. NCBI's taxonomy places the organism in Eukaryota, Fungi, Ascomycota, Sordariomycetes, Hypocreales, Clavicipitaceae.
AUGAGUCCUAGUCUCGACAGCCUCCUCGGAGGACAUCACGUCCACCUGGCACAGAGGCGGCAGCAUCAUCGUCGCGGUCUCAGGCCUCAGCAUCAUUCUCUGAGUCGCCUCGUCCGUGCUGGCGCAAAGCACCUUGUCGAGGGCGGCAAGACCGACGUCUUCCCCGACUGCCACCACGAUCACAACCAGCUCGACCAAGCCAGUCUGCGGCCCCAUAUCCAGCAACAUCUACGCCAAUACUACUGCUUCAACCUCGCCCAGCAAGCCUGCCGGCGAGACCAGAUUCCCAAAUGCAACGCCUCGACGCCUCGCAAACUAGAUGGCCGGGACGACGGUCGAGACCUUGCCUACAGCGACGUCGUGCUGCCCUCGGAUCGGCAUCGUCUCCCCCCCAGCCCGACGCUCAAGAGAGAGGACGCAUUCCGGGAUCCAUCUACUUCCAAGAUCCACCUUCGCCGCCGCGUCGAACACGCCAGCGAAGACGAGCAGGUCGCUGGCCUCUACGGCAUGGGACUGCUGUACGACAAUGACGAGCAGGACCCCGGCGGCGGCGACUGCUUGGACCUGAACAGCAUCAGGCAUGACGAGGCGCUCUACCCCAUCCGCCCCGCCAGGCGGACGCGAAAGCAAAAGGUGGCCCACGGUGCGUUUCGAGAUGCCGCCUUGCAACUCGACCUCUCCUUUUCCGACCUGGGCGAUGACGCCGUCGUCGCCCAGUAUCUCACGUCUUUGAAUCGACUCGAGGCCGGUGAGGCGAUUCAACAUGCGCCUCGGGAGCCGGCCGAGUCGCAACCUCGUCUGCGUGUCAUUUAUGAGCUUUCCACGUCGCAGCCUUCCUUUGAUAUUGAUACUUCGCAACCCCCCGACUUGGUCGUGGACAUUCUCUCAGACUAUGACUGCUUUUCGGACGGCGAGCUAGACGACACCCCACCCCAGCGAGAGAUUCAAGAGAACGCCGACAACCCACCUGCCGAGGCCUGGGUCAUACUCGGCGACGACUCAUAG